ACACUAAAGGGGUAGCUAUGGAGAUGGAGCGUUUUCCUGGCUGCCUUCUUUGACAGGUGUUGAGUGGGGCAAAAGUCUUAAAACAGAAUCCAGCAUGUACGCCAAAGGUAAAGGAGCUGUCGUCCCUUCCGAUAGCCAAGCGAGAGAAAAGUUAGCUUUAUAUGUGUAUGAGUAUUUGCUGCAUGUUGGCGCACAGAAAUCAGCACAGACCUUCCUGUCAGAGAUCCGAUGGGAGAAGAACAUCACACUUGGGGAACCUCCAGGAUUUUUACACUCAUGGUGGUGUGUAUUCUGGGAUCUGUACUGCGCUGCCCCCGACCGGAGGGAGACGUGCGAACAUUCCAGCGAGGCCAAGGCUUUCCAUGACUAUAGUGCAGCCGCUGCCCCCAGUCCAGUGAUGGGCAACAUGCCACCCAAUGAUGGCAUGCCAGGGGGACCCAUGCCCCCAGGAUUCUUUCAAGGUCCACCAGGAUCUCAGCCGUCCCCUCACACGCAGCCUCCCCCACACAACCCCAGUAAUCCCAUGAUGGGACCUCACGGACAGCCAUUCAUGUCCCCACGGUAUCCAGGUGGCCCAAGGCCCGCCCUUCGAAUGCCAAAUCAGCCUCCUGGGAGCAUCCCCGGGUCACAGCCUCUCCUGCCAAACAGCCUGGACCCCACCAGGGCUCAAGGACAUCCAAACAUGGGAGGUCCAAUGAGAAUGAAUCCCCCCAGAGGCAUGGGAGGCAUGGGUCCACAGAACUACGGCGGAGGAAUGAGGCCUCCUCCAAACUCCAUGGGUCCAGGGAUGCCUGGCAUGAACAUGGGUCCUGGUGGAAGAGGUCCAUGGCCAAACCCUAACUCAAAUUCAAUAGCGUAUUCGUCUUCAUCUCCAGGCAACUAUGUGGGUCCUCCAGGGGGAGGCGGCCCGCCAGGAACUCCCAUCAUGCCUAGCCCCGGAGAUUCAACAAACUCAAGUGAAAACAUCUACACAAUGAUGAACCCCAUUGGCCCUGGUGGAAAUAGACCUAAUUUUCCAAUGGGACCAGGUCCUGACGGGCCAAUGGGUGGAAUGGGAGCGAUGGAGCAGCAUCAUAUGAACGGGUCUCUAGGCUCUGGUGACAUGGAUGGGUUGCCAAAGAAUUCUCCCAACAACAUGGGGGGUAUGAACAAUCCCCCCGGCACCCCACGAGAUGACGGCGAGAUGGCAGGCAACUUUUUAAACCCAUUCCAAAGUGAAAGUUAUUCACCCAACAUGACGAUGAGUGUGUGAUUUUUUUUUUAUUUUAUAUUUUUAUUUUAUUUCUUUUCAUCUCCCCUUAUCCCAUUCUCCCUCUCCCAACCCACCCCGGUGCGUCUUGCAUUACCCUCUAUCCUCCAUCCCACAUUCUCCCCCCCACCUCCUUGUGGAUGGUGUGCUGUGCCGCACAGCCCCUGAGGAUACCCAUGGAAAGCAGGACUCCCCUCAAGGCCCCUCAUCCCAACGCCUGUAAAAUGGGUGUGAGAGCAUGAAACGGCCUCCAAGCAACACGAAGAGGCUCCGUGCCGGUCCUCCUCGCCUGCCAGGCCCUGACAGGGGCCCUCGGACAGUGACAGCUCAACCUGUCUCCCAAAUUCAAAGUCUGCCCCUGUGGGUGACAUCUCAGCCCAAUCAAGAUGUCCUUCUGCAUCAACCACUCCAUCACAUCAUGGUGAGGGCAAGUUGACUGAUGAGGGGGAAGGGCAUCAACCUUCUUUCAAAAGCUCCUGUGGCAGGAAUUCUAUAUGUAUAUGUAUAUUAACAUAUAUACAUAUAUAUAUAUAUACGUAUAUAUGUAAACAAUCAUAUGAACUGAUGAUGUUAUGUUAGGGCAAGUAUGGUUUUCAUUAAAUAUUUGUAUUUGUUUUAUGUUGCUGAUGAUGAUAUAUUGUUAUCAUUUUCAUAAUUGAUAUUAUUCAACUAUUGUAGUUAUGAUUUUCUGUAAAGGGCACAUUUUAUCGCAGCAGCAGCAGCAGCAGCGGCGUCAACAGAGACAGAAUGAGCACACGCUCAAGACAAUGCACAAUGAUUUUCUGUUUACAUGACUUUAGGUUGUUUGUCGUUUGUUUGUGUUACAGCCUCAUUUCACGCACCCCUCGCAGCUCGCAUCUUUGCCCUCUACGUGUUUUUGUAGCACCAUUUCCGCAACUUUCAAAUCAAACUUUGGAAGAAUUCAUAUAUAUUCCCCUGAGCGUGUAGUUUGUGCCCAGGUUUAAGCACCUUGCUGUUUCCUGGUACGAGGUGUCGAGGUGUUGAUGCACGUCCAGCUGUCUUCAUAAGCAUGUUUUGUUUAUCUGCUCUUACACUGAUGAAAUCAUGAGAUCAUCGUCAGGUUCUGGACAGAUUUGUGUCCUCUCUGGAUUUGGUCUUGUUCGUACAACAUACUUACAGCAGCUUGUAAUGGGAUUGUUUUGUUGUUUUUAUCAUCAUUUACAACAUUGUCUGUAGAUUUGGAAAAUGUGGUCCCUUCCCCUUCAUCACUUUGUUUGGUUUCAGCUUUGUUGUGGACUCCUCUGUGGCACUGUUCUCUUCCCAGCCUGGUCUGUCCUCUGUGUCUCCUAUAUUUUUUGAACUUUAGAAGACUGUGGGACAUCCAAUACACUUGUGAAGUUGAUCCUUUAUGAUACACUUUCUCAACCCAGGCCAGUCAGGUUAACAAACUGUGUUCUUGGAAUUCCCAUUGACCAGCUCCCACAGCAAGUCCCUUAUGUGUGGGAUUAAGGAUCCAGGGUAUUGAACGGCUGUAGUAGCACUGAUGAUGGAGCAUUGUGGUGUACCUCGGGGUUAACUAACCAUGCAGCCACGUCAGUGUAAAGACAAGGAACAGAUACUUUCAGAAUGGAUUUCUGUUUUUGUGGAUUGUUUUCAUUUUUAAAUGUAUUCAACAGAGGAAAAAAAAAAUAAGAAUCAAAGCCCAUGAAAUCUACACAGCAUAUUACACUAUUUAAUUUGAUUUCUUCUCUGUAUGUUAUGUACUCUUGUCCUGAUUAACUCACAGUUUCAUAGAGGUAAACUGUUCUUAAUGGCGUCACAUUGCAGCACAUGUGUCAUGUUCAAACCAACAAUAACAACCAUUGUAGCCUCUAUGGGUGAUUGUGAUGUAUGUCACAAAUCCCUGCUAUUAGUGUGAAGAGAUUACCCAGAGUUUGACUGGAACAUCUCCAGGAUUUAGCUGUCAAUGGCCUGGGAUGUCAACGUAGUGACAUACAACUCCCUUUGUUCCUUUAAUCCCAUCCUACACAGCCCAAAACCUCUCCCCUAUUCUCUUUAAUUUCCUUUUUUUGUGUGUGUGUAAAUACUGUAUAAUGCAUUUUGAUAUCAUUGACAUGUUUUGAUAUGUCAGUCACUACCAAUGAAUACAGCUGAAAGUAAAUUAUAAAUAAAAUUGACCAUGUUUUUCAUAGAGAGAGGAUGUGCUGACUAUGUGGCUCACGUUGCAAAAUUUCUGUGAAAAUGUAUAGAUCACAGUGACACAAUAAAUGCAGACUGUAUGCUAGAGACUUGUUUGGUGGGGAGGAUAGGACAGAGAGAGGACAGGACACAGAGAGAAGCAAAUGAGCUGUGGCGUCCUCACUCUGCCCUUGUUCUCCAUAUGCUUCAGUUUAAUGCGACUAUUGGCUGUGAAUAAUCUGUGUCUGAUUUGUUUUUCUAAAGGGCAUCUUCUCACAAAAAACAUGUGACCUCAUAUUGCAGUUUUUAAUAUGAAGGAUUUUUAUCAAUUUAAGAACUUUUAAACAGGGAAAAAAAAUACUUAAGAGAACUUCAUAUUAAAUUAAGAUGAAAUGAAAAAGUAAUACUUAUGGGGGAGGGGAAACUGUGUCAUUUGCUAUUUGCUCCUGUGACAUCUUUGUAUAGAUUGAAGCUCUCUCACUGAUCCUCUCUCAGUCCUCUGUGUAUAUCGAUUGUUGACCAUCUCUGUACUUCUAUUGUGAUGUAUAAUACUGUACCAUUAGGAAGAUUUGCUGGUGGGGUGGUUAUGUUGAGUCGGGUGGGUUGGGGGAUUCAAGGGAAGGGUAUAUAAAUGAUUCUCAUGUACCGUUCAUGGUCCUUUCUGAUGACACGGCAGUAUUCAAUAUGAAGCAGUCUGUCUCUUAGGUUUGCUUUGUAUUUUCAUGGUAGGAUAGUCCAGAAUCUUGUCUUAGGGACUUAGGUGUCUUGUGUAGUUAAUAAAGAUGUUCUUUGUAUGUUUCUUUAUAUUGUAAAGUUUCUUUAGACUGAAAGAAAACCAGAUAAUUUGCUUAUCUAAAAAGAAACAAUGCAUCAAUAAUAAAUGUCAUUUGAUUUUU
Messenger RNA from Solea solea (common sole), 4284 nucleotides. It is a transcript of the gene ssbp4, whose product is annotated as single stranded DNA binding protein 4. Gene Ontology annotation, molecular function: single-stranded DNA binding; protein binding. Gene Ontology annotation, cellular component: nucleus. Gene Ontology annotation, biological process: positive regulation of transcription by RNA polymerase II. The transcript has 17 exons. The coding region runs from base 95 to 1252 and encodes 385 amino acids. NCBI's taxonomy places the organism in Eukaryota, Metazoa, Chordata, Actinopteri, Pleuronectiformes, Soleidae. The record is from RefSeq and is a predicted model, not a curated record.